AUGCAGAAAGUUCGAAAAUCAGUGUCUGUUCAUUCUACUCAUCAAUCUGAUGAUGUUAUUGAGCAAUCAUCCAUAGAUCAACGAAGAUAUUUAGAACCUCCAUUGGAUAAAACAAAAUCAUUGCCAAUAAAACAAUCAGAUGGAAAUUCGAAGCGUAAUAGUGCUUAUAUUUCUGAUCUUAUCAAUGUUGAAAGUUUGCUCAAUAUUCGAGAAAUGCAAUCUAUACAACGCAAACUUCAUAAUACUUCAUCAUUUGAAGAUCGUAUUAUAAUAAAUGUAUGUGGUGAUCGUUAUGAAACUCAUCGUACAACACUUAAACGUUAUCCAGAUACAUUACUUGGUAAUCGUAAACGAUGCAAAUAUUAUUAUGAUAAAACACAUAAUGAAUAUUUUUUUGAUCGUAAUCGAUCAUGUUUUGAAGCAAUACUUUAUUAUUAUCAAUCACAUGGCCGAUUAAGACGGCCAAAUUAUGUUCCAAUUGAUACAUUUCUUGAAGAAAUUAAUUUUUUUCAAUUAGGUCAAGAAGCUCUUAAUCAAAUACGAAAAGGUGAAAAUAUUAAAGAAGUUAAAAAAGUACCGUUACCAAAAAAUCGUUUUCGAAAAUAUUUAUGGGCAACUAUGGAAUAUCCUGAUUAUUCAAUUAUGGCUAAAAUUGUUAGUAUUUUAUCAUUACUUAUGAUUCUUAUUUCAACUAUUGCUCUUGCUGUUGAAUCAUUACCACAAUAUACAAAUCUUGAGCAAUUAGCUUGUUAUAAUUCACCUAUUAAUGAUUCAAAUAAUACAAAUGAAACAGCACAAGUUUUGCAUGAUAGUGAAAAUACUUGCAGUGAUUAUCUUAAAUCAUCGUUUUUUAUUAUUCAAAGUGUAUGUGUUGGAUUUUUUACAAUCGAACUUAUACUUCGUAUAAUAAGCGCACCAGGAUUUAUUGAUUUUGUAAAAGAUAUAAUGAAUUGGAUUGAUAUUAUAGCUGUUGUACCAUAUUUUAUUACACUUGGUAUAUACUUAGCUGAUCAAUAUAAUGCAAUCAAUACAUCAACAGCUGAUGGUCUUCGUUUUUUACGUAUUCUUCGUUUUGCACGUGUUCUUAAAUUUUAUCGUGUAUUUAAAAAUAUAAAAUCUUUGCGUGCAUAUGGAGCAACAAUUCGAGAAUCAAUAUUAGAUUUUUUGUUCUUGAUUAUUAUUUUAACAUUAUUAAGUUUUUUUUUUGGUGCUGCUGUUUAUUUUGCUGAAAAUGAUGUAAAUGGUCAAACAUUUGAUUCUGUACUUAAAGCAACUUAUUGGGGAAUUAUUACAAUUACAGGUGUUGGAUAUGGUGAUAUGACACCUAUCACACCAGCUGGACGAGUAAUAACAUGUUUCUGUGCAUUAUGUGGUGCUGCAACAAUUGGUAUGCUUGUCUCAAUUCUGGUGGAUCGAUAUCAACGUGUUUUUGCUCGAAAAUUAUAUAUAAAUGAAGAUAUAAUUGAUUUUUCGGAUUUUUCUGAUGAUGAAAAUAAUGAUGCAGAUUCUAGACGUGGUUCAGCUCUAUUUCAUCGACGUCGUAGUACGAAAGAAACUGAAGAUUCUAGACGUAAUUCAGGUCUAUUUCGUCGACGUUGUAGUACGAAAGGAAGUGAAGAUUCUAAACAUGGUAUAAAUCUAUUUCAUCGACGUCGUAGUACGAAAAUAAGUGAAGAUCCAAAUGUAAGUGCUAGACAUAAUUCAAUAUCUGACAAAAAUAAUAAACAUGUAAUACCUAUAAUCAACGUUUCAUUAGCACCGGAUAUAGAAGAUAUCGAUGAAGAUUCAAUGAAUCAACAUAAUAGUGGUGUUCAUUUUAUUAUGGGUUAUGUUGAUAAUGAAAAACAUGAAAAAUCACGUGAUUUUUUAGAAACAAUAAGUUCUGCUGUUGCUCAAAAACGAACUUCUGGUGAUGAUAUAGAAUUACGUAUCAUAUCUGAUGAUCAACAAUCAUCAAGUUCAAAUGCUGCUAAAUUUCGUAUUUCCAUGUCUUCCGAUGAAGCUACAGAUGAUGAUGACGACGAUGAUGAUGAUGAUGAUGAUGACAGACUAACCCAAAUUACUACUGAUAAUUGA
This is a messenger RNA of Rotaria sordida, 2076 nucleotides long. NCBI's taxonomy places the organism in Eukaryota, Metazoa, Rotifera, Eurotatoria, Philodinida, Philodinidae. The record is from the annotation of a GenBank genome assembly.